GAGUACGGCCUGAGGAGUGAGAAGGCGAUCGAGGUGGCGCUUUCUUCAACGUUGGCCGUGAUGUCGUUCCAACUGAACGCGCCCGUCAACAAGCCCGUGAAGUUCGGGGACAAGUGCGGGGGCGGCAACGCACAGUUUUUCUACGCGUACUGCUUCAAGGUGAUCCCCAACCAGCAGGAGCACACCCAAAGCAUGACGGCGCUUGGCUUUGAGGGCAACCAGCUGUGGAGCUUCGAGACGCCGAAGACGGUCGAAAAAAAGAUUCGCAUGUUUGUCUUUGACCUGGACGAUAAGGUGUUCAGACGCGUCGGCUGGGCCUUCUUCGACCUUGGCCUGGAAGUCUACAACAUCAGCAUCUGUCCAGUGAAGAACGCCACUACUGCGAACUUUCCGCGACUGGCCGUCGCGAAGCCUGUCCUAACAGAAAACAGAAACCGCAGGUUCAGCGUUAGAAUAAAGUAGACGCAUUGCUAGUAUAACAAGCUGACGAGCUUCUAGUGCUUCUGCUGU
Messenger RNA from Dermacentor andersoni, 510 nucleotides. RefSeq lists its product as uncharacterized. The record is from RefSeq and is a predicted model, not a curated record. NCBI's taxonomy places the organism in Eukaryota, Metazoa, Arthropoda, Arachnida, Ixodida, Ixodidae.